This is a messenger RNA of Coregonus clupeaformis (lake whitefish), 2582 nucleotides long. RefSeq names its product NADH-ubiquinone oxidoreductase 75 kDa subunit, mitochondrial. The record is from RefSeq and is a predicted model, not a curated record. Gene Ontology annotation, cellular component: membrane. Gene Ontology annotation, biological process: ATP synthesis coupled electron transport. Gene Ontology annotation, molecular function: iron-sulfur cluster binding; NADH dehydrogenase (ubiquinone) activity. NCBI's taxonomy places the organism in Eukaryota, Metazoa, Chordata, Actinopteri, Salmoniformes, Salmonidae.
AUAGGCAUAUGUUUUCAGAUUAUGUAAAUACAUGUAACUUCAUUUUUAAUUAAGAAGUAUGGGCAAAAUGGGCUAUUUCUUCCUUUGAUAUAUCGUGGUGAAUCGUUCAUUUUCGUUGUUGUGACGGAGACUGCCGAAAAUUCGCCAUAGGAUUUCUAGCUAGUGCAUACAUUAAUCGCUGUUCUGGUCAAGAAGGCCAAAUAGCGACAAGCGUCAUGUUGCGUUUGCCAGCCGUUAGCCGCGCGCUAGCUGGGGCAGCCAAGGGCAGCCUGGUCCCCUCCAACAAUGUGCGUACCUCAGCAAGAGCUGCCAGUAACAUGGUGGAGGUGUUUGUUGAUGGGAAACCAUUGGAGGUGCUGCCUGGAACCACAGUGCUGCAGGCCUGUGAGAAGAUGGGGGUGCAGAUUCCUCGAUUCUGCUACCACGAGCGCCUGUCUGUGGCUGGGAACUGCAGAAUGUGUCUGGUGGAGAUCGAGAAAGCCCCAAAGCUGGCGGCGGCGUGCGCCAUGCCAGUGAUGAAAGGCUGGAACAUCCUGACCAACUCAGAGAAGACCCGCAAGGCCAGAGAGGGAGUGAUGGAGUUCCUGCUGGCUAACCACCCUCUGGACUGCCCCAUCUGUGACCAGGGAGGAGAGUGUGACCUUCAGGACCAGUCCAUGCAGUUUGGUUCAGACCGCAGUCGUUUCUCUGAGGACAAGCGGGCCGUGGAGGAUAAGAACAUUGGACCACUCAUCAAAACCAUCAUGACCCGCUGCAUCCAGUGCACACGCUGCAUCCGUUUUGCCAGUGAGAUUGCAGGUGUAGAGGACCUGGGUACCACAGGCAGAGGGAACAACAUGCAGGUGGGAACGUACGUGGAGAAGAUGUUCAUGUCCGAGAUGUCAGGAAACGUCAUCGACAUAUGUCCAGUAGGAGCCCUCACCUCCAAACCAUACGCCUUCACCUCACGACCCUGGGAGACCAGGAAGACUGAGUCUAUAGAUGUGUUGGAUGCAGUAGGCAGUAACAUCAUUGUGAGUACGCGUGGUGGAGAGGUGAUGAGGGUUCUGCCCCGCCUGAACGAAGACAUCAACGAAGAGUGGAUCUCAGACAAGACCAGGUUUGCGUAUGACGGUCUGAAGCGCCAGAGGCUGACCCAGCCUAUGGUGAAGGACGCGUCAGGACAGCUGGUCCCCACAUCCUGGGAGGACGUACUCACACGCGUGGCCGGAGCAUUGCAGGGGGCCCAGGGCAGUGACGUGGCAGCCAUAGCUGGAGGUAUGGUGGAUGCGGAGGCUCUGGUGUCUCUGAAGGACCUGCUCAACAGACUGAACAGUGACAACCUCUGUACUGAGGAGGUCUUCCCACAUACUGGGGCUGGCUCUGACCUGCGUUCCAACUACCUGCUGAACUCUCGGAUCAGUGGCAUUGAGGAAGCUGACCUGCUGCUACUUAUAGGAACCAACCCUCGCUACGAAGCCCCGCUCUUCAAUGCACGCGUCCGCAAGAGCUGGUUGCAUAAUGAGUUGAAGGUGUCUGUGGUGGGGAGCAGUGCGGAUCUGAGUUACACUUACGACCACCUGGGAGAGUCUACUCAGGUGCUGCAGGACAUCGCUAACGGAACACACCCCUUCUGCCAGGUGCUGGCGCAGGCCAAGCGACCGGUAGUGGUGGUGGGUAGUGCCUCUCUUCAGAGGGAGGACGGAGGAGCCAUCUUGAGCUCUGUGCAAACCAUCGCCCAGAACGCUCGGGCCAGCAGCGGAGUGGAUGAGGGCUGGAAGGUCCUCAAUGUCCUACACAGGGUAGCCAGUCAGGUGGCAGCCCUGGAUCUGGGCUACAAGGCGGGGGUGGAGUCUAUCCGUAAAGCCCCGCCCAAGGUUCUGUUCCUGCUAGGAGCUGACGGAGAAUGCAUCACCAGACAGGACCUGCCCAAAGACAGCAUGAUCAUCUACCAGGGUCACCAUGGAGACGUGGGUGCUACCAUGGCUGACGUUAUCCUGCCCGGCGCGGCGUACACGGAGAAGAACGGAACAUACGUCAACACAGAGGGGAGGAGUCAACAGACACGCGUGGCCGUCACCGCGCCCGGCAUGGCCAGGGAGGACUGGAAGAUCAUCAGAGCCAUCUCUGAGCUGGCGGGGCUGACUCUACCCUAUGACUCUGUGGAUGAGGUGAGGGGCCGGCUGGCCGAGGUUUCUCCUAACCUGGUCCGCUACGACGACGUUGAGGAGGCCAACUACUUCAAACAGGCCAACCAACUCUCACAGGCUGUGAAUCAGACUCUUCUAGCAAAUCCUCUCGUUUCUCCUCAGCUGACAGCUAAAGACUUCUAUAUGACAGAUCCCAUCAGUAGAGCGUCUCAGACUAUGGCCAAGUGUGUUAAAGCCGUCACAGAGGGAGCUGACGCCGUCGACGAACCAUCCAUCUGCUGAACUCAUACGCACACACUCAGACAGCCAAACGCACAGACACAGUGAUGACGCUCUCCUUUAUUUAAGUAGUUUUUUGCUGAUUGCUGUAAAGAUGUAAUUUCCACACUGAGUUCAAGGGAAGAGACUGUUGAAGAAAAUGAAACUUGAUUAUGAAUAAAAUCUUAUCCUGUA